CCCAUGGCUGAGCUGGAAGGCAAACUAUUAGCCUUAUCAAAAGUUAUGGAUGGGUACAGGCGCUCCUUUGAAUAUAUUCAAGAUUAUUUGAAGAUUCAUGGUUUGAAGAUCUUGCAAGAGGAAAUCACACGAAUUAUUAACUACAAUGUGGAAAAGGAAUGCAAUGCGUUUUUACGAAAUAAAAUACAGGAUUGGCAGUCGCGGUAUCAGAGCCAGACUAUACCCAUACCAAGCUUUCCCCCCUUACAGGGUGACGCUUCGAAAUCAAAUAAUUUCAUCGGUCGUUUGGCAAACGAAAUACUCCAAUGUACGGAUCCCAAGCAAACAAUAUUUCUAGAACUGAAAGCAACCUGGUAUGAGAAACGUGCACCACACAAGGAAGUACUAAAUGCAUGCUUCUUUGGCAAAGUACGUGAAGCGAUCGGACCUGCAGGAUUGGUGGGCUUGGAUAGACUGUACUCUUAUAUGUUUGCGGCUGAUCUAAAGCAGAAUCUGGAGAAGAUGCAAAAGAACCUAUCAAGUGAUAAUAUGUGGGUGGAAGCGCUUAAAAGCCUGAGUACGGAAUUGGAAUCAAAACAUUUCCCGGGUACGAAUGCGGCAAACCCAUCAAAAUUCUAUUUCAACUACUACAAUCGCUGGAUAAAAGUGUGGCCGACGUUGUUGGAAUGGUUGCUCAAUUUGGGUCAUAAGCAGACAUUGCGACAACAACUGGCAUUCGAAUUGAACAGGAGCAGCAAAUGCAAUUCGAAAAAUUUAGAAUCAGCUCUGGAAACAUUCAACAGGGCAUUGUUGAAUGAAUUGGAACAACCAGCUGUUUAUACAAAGUUCAUCGAUUCCGAGGGUGGCAGCCAAUUGCUCAUUGAGUUCAACGAGUACUUAGCAUUCACGGGUUCCUACGAACCGCUUGAGCAAGUUUUUCUUUCUACCAAAAGUACUCAUCACGUAGCACUGUUUUUAUUUUUGUUUACAAUAGCACAUCUGCCACGACUUCAAUUUACCCUGAACACGAAUAGCUUGCUAGCCAAAAACGCCAAAGACAAUAUAGACGGCACUCCUCUGUUGGUCGGAUUAUUGACUGUUUUGCAGCAGUUCCACAAGGAGGUGAAGUUUUUGUAUUUGACCUAUCUUUGCCAAUAUGCCACUGUGAUAGUGGAGUCGAAUAUCAGCACGAAAAGCGAAAUCAGCAUGGAAGGAACAACAGUGUUGCAUUUCCUCGAAACAUUUCUUAGGUUAGCCAAGCUACCGCGAUCUGUUUUGUCCGAACGAUGUCCCACCAUUAUACUAAAUCAAUUUGAUUAUUUAGCUUUAAGCAACAAAACUUGAGUAUUAUUUAUAAUUGUUUAAACCUGUCGUUGUUUAUAGCAAACGCAAACUUGUUUAUUCUUGUUUAUUAACAAAUAGUAUUAAAUUAAAAAAGGAUCAAAUUAUAGCACUGGCAUCGCUGACGAUUUACGACUGAUAACUUUAACCAUUGUAAUACGUUCUACGUUAUAAUUUGUUAGGCGGUAUAGCCGAAAUUAGGCACAUGCUGCUUUUUUAAAUGUUUCCUUAUGUAAUGACUGUGGGUGCAUUGCGUCCGGU
This is a messenger RNA of Rhagoletis zephyria (snowberry fruit fly), 1581 nucleotides long. RefSeq names its product WASH complex subunit strumpellin homolog. Lineage: Eukaryota; Metazoa; Arthropoda; Insecta; Diptera; Tephritidae. The record is from RefSeq and is a predicted model, not a curated record. Gene Ontology annotation, biological process: endosome organization; regulation of actin nucleation; actin filament polymerization. Gene Ontology annotation, cellular component: endosome; WASH complex.